This is a messenger RNA of Coregonus clupeaformis (lake whitefish), 1418 nucleotides long. RefSeq names its product chloride intracellular channel protein 5. The coding region runs from base 107 to 1372 and encodes 421 amino acids. The record is from RefSeq and is a predicted model, not a curated record. The transcript has 6 exons. NCBI's taxonomy places the organism in Eukaryota, Metazoa, Chordata, Actinopteri, Salmoniformes, Salmonidae.
GAGAGAGAGACCAGUGCGCCAACAGACAAUCACCACUCAGUUAGUUGCAGCACCUUGUAACGGACAAUUCUCCCCAGUCAGCCAUUCAGCCAGAGAAGCGGCCAGAAUGGAGAACCUGUACGAGACUGUUGCGGAGGGGAAUGUGUACGAGCGGCCCGACAGUCCUGCUGAGGCCAAGUAUGAGAACCAAGGAGUUAUCUAUGAAACCCCCGGUGAGGUGAAAGAGGCGCUGUACAGAGAGGUGCAGGUGCACUCAUCCCCGAGAGGGGAGCAGUCCUCGCCCGACUACAUGGACACCAGAGACGCACCGGAACAGGCAGCAGAGAAAGAUGGUUCUCCUUCAUCCUCCUCUUCCAGCAACGAGGAGGAGAAGUGCGCGGUGGAGGAGAUGAAAUUAGCGGUAGUCGUUGAGGCUGUGUUGGAGGUUAACGGUGAUGGAGCUGGCUCGAGACGGGCAUCAUCUUCAUCCUCCUCCUCUUCCUCCUCCGAGCACGAGGGCAACCUGCAGGGCAGGCUGGUGGAUGCCUACAUCCACAGUGAGAAGAGUCUGAGCGACAAGGAGGAGGAAGAACCGGUGGACUACAGCCUGAAGACCUUCGAGACUCUAGAAGCCACAACUCUGGAUGAGAACAGUGCCACUCCUGCCGAUCCCACUGCGCCCGAUAUCUCCCUGUUUGUCAAGGCGGGUAGUGAUGGAGAGAGCAUUGGUAACUGUCCGUUCUCCCAGCGUCUCUUCAUGAUCCUGUGGCUGAAGGGAGUGGUCUUCAAUGUCACCACCGUCGACCUCAAGAGGAAGCCAGCUGACCUACAUAACCUAGCCCCAGGGACCCAUCCUCCCUUCCUGACCUUUAAUGGAGAGGUGAAGACAGACAUCAACAAGAUAGAAGAGUUCCUGGAGGAUGUACUGGCUCCACCCAAGUACCCCAAGUUGGCCGCCAAGCAGAGAGAGUCCAACACGGCAGGAAACAACAUAUUUGCCAAGUUCUCAGCGUACAUCAAGAACACCAAGCCUGAAGCUAAUGAAGUCCUGGAGAAGGGUCUGUUGAAGGCGCUGAAGAAGUUAGAUGGCUACCUGGUUAGUCCCCUCCCGGAGGAGAUCGAUGCAGACAGCAUGGAGGAGGAGAGGGUGUCCACCAGACGCUUCCUGGAUGGAGAUGAGCUCACGCUGGCUGACUGCAACCUACUGCCCAAACUACAUAUAGUCAAGGUGGUUGCUAAGAAGUAUCGUAACUAUGAGAUUCCGUCUGAGCUGGGUGGGGUGUGGCGCUAUCUGAAGAACGCCUACACACGAGACGAGUUCACCAACACCUGCGCUGCCGACAGCGAGAUAGAGACGGCUUACAUGGACGUGGCCAAGAGACUGGCCAAGUAACCCCUGACCCCUGACCCCCGACCCCCGACCCCGACCCCGACCCCUG